Messenger RNA from Mycosarcoma maydis (corn smut), 3288 nucleotides. RefSeq lists its product as uncharacterized. Gene Ontology annotation, molecular function: hydrolase activity, acting on carbon-nitrogen (but not peptide) bonds. The transcript has a single exon. The coding region runs from base 1 to 3288 and encodes 1095 amino acids. NCBI's taxonomy places the organism in Eukaryota, Fungi, Basidiomycota, Ustilaginomycetes, Ustilaginales. The record is from RefSeq and is a predicted model, not a curated record.
AUGUCAUCAUCGUCUAGGAAGCGCGAUGGUGUUCCACUUACUGACGACAAACAACCUGGAAAGGUGGUGGUGCUUCAGCCCAUGAAGGCAACCAGCAAGGGCACGAGUGGAUUCCGUCGACGGUUCCUCGUCUCAGUAGCGGCAGUCUCGCUGAUCUUCAGCGUAUGGAUUUUGUCGACCUCGAAGCGAAACCCUCAUCUGCAAGCCUCUCAGUUUGCGUCGCUGUCAGUACGAUACGCAAUUUGCUCAGCCAAUGAGCGCGGUGGACUUCACAUUUCCUCUUCGGUUGUCACCGUAGGAUCGAUCUAUACCGGAGACGAGCAUCGCUUUGCAAAGGAGCAAGGCUUCACACAAUGCGUGGGGGUGGAUCAUGGCUUGAUCACACAUGCUGGAGCGGAAGAGGAUGUGAUACCUAAUUUCUGCGGUCAGAUUGACGAAACCACUUCAUCCGGCUCCGCUCACAAUCAGCAAUGGCGUCGUCCACGCAGCAAUAAGGCAGCUCGACUUGGCCGUCAAUUAAACAGCAAGAAGGACGGUGCUUUGCGGAGGAAGAGAAAGUGUGACGUACGAAGGCUCAAGAAAGGACAGACGCUCUUUCCUGGUUUCCAUGACGCGCACGGUCAUAUUCUCGACUAUGGCUGGUCUUGCACCGUCGCCAACUUGGUUGGUUCCACAUCCGUCCAGGAUGUUAUCGACAGGCUGGAGAAUUACAUUCGCUCACAACCUCAUCUCCUGGAAAUUGCACUCGCAGAGCCAACACCUACUGCUGCUAAUGCGUCAUCGACACCGUGGAUCGAAGGGAUAGGAUGGGAUCAGACCAAAUGGACACCGUCCGAAUUUCCCACUGCGACGGACCUGGAUAGAUCACCACUUUUGCGACGUUUCCCCAUUGUCCUACGACGCGUCGAUGUUCACGCGCUGUGGCUCAACGAGAAAGGUAUUGAUCUGGUUGUUCUUGGAGCCAGAGGCUUUCCGUCAUCACCCAAAGAAGAUCGCAAUGUUGAAGGGGGGCUGGUGGUCCGCGAUGCCAACGGAAAACCAACGGGCAUCCUCAUCGACAAUGCCAUGAACUUUGCCUACCAGGUGGUUCCUGAAUGGACCGAUGUCCAACGCAAGAUCUUCUUGGAUGCGGCUACCGAGGGUCUUCUGCGCGUAGGCAUCACAGCGGUUGGUGAUGCUUCCACCGACCUCCAAGCGGCCGCUUUUUACAAGAGGAUGGAUGCGCAUGGUCAGCUACGCUUCCGCAUCUACUCGAUGCUUGCUUGCCCGCCCGACGAAAGACGAUGUGCGCACCGAAUAGAGCAAAUCACACCUUCAAGCAAAGACAGCGGCAAAAGCAGUUCCAUGUUCACUUUGCGCGCGGUCAAGCUCUUUGACGACGGCGCGCUCGGCUCGUGGGGCUCGGCGAUGUGGGACGAGUACUCGGACAAGCCAGGCGAGCGAGGUCUCCUGCUCAUUCCGCAACACGAGCUUCCUUCUCUGGUCGAAUACUGGAUGGAACGAGGCUGGCAGGUGUGCACACACGCCAUCGGAGAUCGAGCCAAUACGCUUACGCUUGACGCCUACGAAAGGUAUCUACGCUUGCAUCCUCACGUCGAUCGACAGUCGCUGAGGCCCAGAGUCGAGCAUGCUCAGCUGAUGAAGCCAUCGGACAUUGAUCGAUUCGCCUCUCUCGGCGUGAUCGCCUCGAUGCAGCCAACGCACUGUACGUCCGACAUGGGUUAUGCCGAGUCUCGCAUUGGCCAGACGCGCGCAGCUCACGGCGCCUACGCCUGGAAAUCGCUUCUAGCUGCUAAUGCCAGUCUUGCGCUCGGAUCCGACUUCCCCGUCGAGCUACCGGACCCAUUGCACGGGAUCUACUCUUCUAUCACCCGUCUCGAUCCAGCCGGCAACUCUCCCCACGGUCCUGGUGGCUGGUUCCCGAACGAAAGACUCACGCGUCGCGAAGCACUCAGAGGGUUUACUCAGGAUGCUGCGUAUGCACAAUUCGAAGAGCACAUCGCUGGACGUAUAUCAGUGGGCAGAAGAGCCGAUUUUACUUUGCUAGAUCGAAACAUCCUCGAUGAAGUUCAUGUCAGUCCUUCCAUGCUGCGCAGCGCACAGGUCGAUGCGACAUUUGUCGGCGGCAAGGUCGGAUUUGAUCGACUUGCGGCUGCUAAGCUCACCUCGACGCAUCGCGCGGGAAGCUCUUUGGCCGAGCGACUUGUGCAACGGAUCGACUACCUGGGCAAGUAUGCCUAUGCUUUGACUUCCGGACCUUCUUUUAACUCGACGUCCGCCAUCUGGGCGGCGCUCUUCUUUGGCGUCCUCUUUUUCCUCCUUCGUUCUGGUAAGCAAGAGCCAUACCAGAGCAUGUCGUGUCUGGCGCUCAACGCUCCAUCGCCUACGACGGCGUGGAUGAACAUGGGCUUUUGGACCCCGCAGCUUGCUGGCUCGCAACUCGAUUUUCCGCUUGCCUGCCAGACGCUCGCGCAACAGCUCUAUGCAGCAGCUGGAGUCAAGCCUGGGUUGAAGGUGUUAGAUGUCGGGUGCGGCGCUGGCCAGUCGACGCUGUACUUGUUGGACAAGUACAGACCCGAGGUGCUGCAUGCGGUGACGAGCUUGCCGGAAGAAGCAGCAUUUGCCAGCGAGCGCUUGCAGCACCGCCUGCAGCAAGGGGACGGCAAGGCCGGUCAGACAACGCAGGUCAGAGUCUGGGCACAGGACGUGCUCGAGUGGCUGCGAAGUGAAGAGGGAGGCGGAGAAAAGUACGACGUGAUUCUUGCGCUUGAUUGUGCAUUCCAUUUCAGCGACAGAGCAGAGUACAUUCGGCUGGCCACCAAACGGUUGACCGCAGCAGGCCGGCUCGGUUUCGUCGACCUGCUUUCCGCAUAUCCUGCACCUUCUGCUACGCCCUCGGAAAACGUCGUGCUCGGCAAGCCUCCCUAUCCGAGUCGAGCUCCAUCGCUGGUGCAACGCCUCAAGCACAGCUUUACGUGCGCCUUGGCAUCCACCAAGCCAGCAAAUCUUUGGCCUGUUGAUCGCUACUUUGACGUUCUUCGUCAUGACGGCGGCUUUCAAGCUCAAGCCAUUCAGAUGCGGGACAUCACGGCCGAUGUUUUUCCUGGAUUCGCUCGUUUCCUGCGUUCAUUCGCGACUGAGGGAGCAGCUUGGAGAGGCGGUGGUUGGGCGAUGCGCAAGGGCCUGGGUGCGUUCAGUAACGUGGUGCAAGGAUGGAGCGAGGAAGGUGGCUUGGUGCGCAUGUUCAUUGUCGUCGCGCAAAGGGACGGAGCGAAGGAGAGGGUGUAG